CGGAGUCCUUCCCCAUCCUGGUGAGAUCGAUGUCCACGUCACGGCGACACAGCUGGAGCGUGCCGCUGUCACCGCUGGAGCCAGGAAGGAGGCUCAGCCUGGAGACCCCCACGGUGGAAAGUGAUGGGGAGAGAGAGGACGGCUGUUCACCACAGUCCUUAACAUGUCCGCCAGACCUUGGCCAGUCCUUCUCCUUCCCAGAAUGCCCCAGGGAGAGGAGGUUAGGACAGAAUCGGCCUCCAGGAGGAAAACCGAAGAAGCCAAACAAACCUGGGAGGAGCUCGUCCUUGAGGUCUGAAAUUUUGGCAUCGGAGACGUCCCAGGCAGCCCAUGUGUCCCGUGUUCUGGAAACAUCAAAGCGGGCUGCUGGAUCGACAGGAGCAGAAGGGCAAGAGCUGGGGGUGAUCCUGCAGACGAAGGAGGGUCAAAGUCACGUGCUGAUGGUGCAGACAGUGCUACAGGAGCUGAAGCAGUACCAUGGUGCAAAGCAGAGGACGACAAGCAGAGGAGGGGAGGAGCAUUCUAGUGAUGUCACUUGGUUUGAGUUUCUGUCCAAUGACAGGCCCGGCACAGAGGAGGAGCAGGCAGAGAAGUUGGAGAGGGGGGCGAAGGUCAGACGAACCCUGAGUUCCCUGAGGAACAGAGUGACCGGCUCCUUCGGUAAAGACAAGGGCAAGCAGAAGGAACAGCAGAAGGAGAGGGAGAGAGACAGGGAGCUCAAAGAGAAGGAGAAGGAGAGGCUGAGCAGCUACGGGCACCAGCUCGUCCCUGGAACCUUCUCCAGCUGGACCACCUGCUCGGUGUGCAGCAAGAGCCUGCAGGGGAAACAGCAAUGCCUGCAGUGUCUGAACUGCGCAGUGAAUGUCCACAAGAGCUGCAGGAGCCUGCUUCCUGAGUGCAGCCGCAGUAAACGCAAGGUAAAGGAUUCCCCGUACAGAAGAACCGGAGCAGUCCAGAGUACAGUCCAGUUUUAUAACCAAGCCCUGAGGGAGCAGCGGCACCUCGUCCUUCCAUCAGCCCAUGGCCACUCUGCCGUUCCCCACAGGCCAGGCAUGACUCUCACCCCGCAAGGACACAGCACCCAGCCAGCCAUGUCCGCCCACCACAGAGCCAGCUCUGGAUCCAUCCAGGGGGAGAUGGAUGAGGCUGACUCUACCAGAUUCAAGCGCCUGGUUGAGGACACUGUCUCUCUCACUCCGUCCAGCGCCGAGUCCAUCUCUCUGGAAGAGGACCAGUUUGCUGCAUUAAGAGGAGAGCUGGAGUCCGAAGCUCAAGACUUUGAGAUAGAAUCCUGGAGCCUGGCUGUCGACCCCCAGUUCUCAAAGACCUACCACAAGGUGGCGAUAAAGAGGCAAGAUGUUAUUUACGAGCUGAUCCAGACGGAGAUGCACCACGUGCGCACGCUGCGGCUCAUGCUGCAGGUGUAUGCGGCGGAGCUGCGGGAGGUGCUGCAGCUGGAGGAGGAGAAGGUGGAGCGGCUCUUCCCGCAGGCCGAGAACCUCCUGCAUCUCCACCGCCACUUCCUGCUCCGCCUCAAAGAGCGCCGCCGCGAGUCCCUGCAGCCGGGCAGCGAGCGCAACUACGCCAUCCAGAGGCUGGGGGACAUCCUGACCGCCCAGUUUUCAGGGGAGACGGGUGACAGGCUGAAGGAGAGCUAUGGGGAUUUCUGCAGUCGCCACACUGAGGCCGUUGGCUACUACAAAGAACAGAUGCAAAGCAACAAGAAGUUCCAGAACGUCAUACGGAAAAUCAGUAACUUGUCCAUAGUGCGGAGAUUAGGGGUUCCGGAAUGCAUUCUCCUGGUGACGCAGCGCAUCACAAAGUACCCAGUUCUGGUGGAACGCAUUCUGCAGAACACUGAAGCUGGCACGGAGGAGCACCAGGAGCUGACGCAGGCCCUGGGCCUGAUCAAGGACGUCAUCACCCAGGUGGACGGCCAGGUGAACGAGUACGAGAAAGCUGUGCGGCUCAGGGACAUCGCCGCCAAGAUCGAGCCCAAGUCGCAGGGCAAGAUCAAGGACGGCCGCGUGUUCCGCCGCGAAGACCUGACCCAGGGCCGCCGCCGGCUGCUGCACGAGGGAACCGUCAACUGGAAGGCCGCCUCCGGCAGGCUCAAAGAUAUCCUGGCUGUGCUGUUGUCAGAUGUGCUUUUGCUGCUACAAGAAAAGGACCAGAAAUAUGUGUUUUCUACUGUGGAUGGCAAGCCGUCAGUGAUCUCGCUGCAGAAGCUGAUCGUGCGGGAGGUGGCCCACGAGGAGAAGGCCAUGUUCCUAAUCUGCGCCUCCUCUGCCGACCCCGAGAUGUACGAGAUCCACACCUCCUCCAAGGAGGAGUGCGGCACCUGGAUGGCCCUGAUCCGGCAGGCCGUGGAGAGCUGUCCCGAUGUAGAGGAGGAACUCUUCAGCGAGCAGGAGGAAACCAGAGUCGCCCAGCUCAGGGAGCUCCAAGAGCGUCUGACUCAGAAAGACCUGCAGAUAAUACACAGCCUGACGGAGAAACUGCAGAUCUUCUCAGACAUCGCUGCCAUCGUCACCGGGGUGGAGGACGUCUCGGUCCAGUCUCGCCUCCUCCUGCGUGGCGAUGCAUCUGACCUCCAGCAGGGGGAGCAGCUUCUCCUGGGUGCCAUCAGUGACGUGGAGGACCUGCAGAACCUCCUUAUAUCUGGCGUGAGAGAGAGUCCCUCACGCGUGGAGGGGUCCCAGGGUGGAGGGUCGCUGCCCAGGAGAGCGGACACCUUCGGGGGCUACGACAGCAACCCCACCUUCCUCAACAAGGCCGGGACAGGCGGCGGCGUGUGGAAGAAGACGUGUGGCGGGGACAGCGUGACCCGGGAGAGGGGCCAGAGAGCCCGCUCUGACCCCCUGCUGAAGGAGCUCCACGCUCAGGACGGCCAGGAGCAGCUGGUUGAUGAAGGCACAGGAACCAGCUGGAACCCCAUCUGGUCUAACUCCUUUCCAGAGGAAGAGUUUUUUGACCGGGUGUUGACGCUGUCACAGAGGCUUUACACCUUAAAGGCCAUCGUGGUGCAGCAGGACACGCAGAUGGAGCUGCAGCGGGCGCUGGGCUCGGAGCGGGACGGGGGGCGGGGGGCGGCGGCCCGCCUGCGGGGCAGCUCGCUGCUGGAGCAGGAGAAGCAGCGUAACCUGGAGCGGCAGAAGGAGGAGGUGGCCAGCUUCGAGCGGCAGCGCGCCCGGUUCCGGCAGGAGUGCGCCCAGUGGGAGCGAGAGAGGGAGCAGCAGGCCCGGGACGCCGAGGCCCGGGCGGCCCAGCUGCGGGAGCAGGAGGACGGCUGCCUCAGGGCGAAGGCCGAGCUCGAGGAGGAGAAGCGCGAGCUCAAGAGCAAGUGGGAGGACUACCAGAAGGACCUGGAGAGGCUGCGGGAGUCCACCCGCUCCGUGGAGAGGGACAGAGAGCAGCUGGACAGGGAGAGAGAGCAGUUCGAGCAGCAGAAGAGGCUCAAGAAGUCCGCCUCCAACCUUGGCUCACAGGGCCUGCCUCACGCCACCAUCUUUAACGGUGACAUUCUGCUGGGCCCCAAAUCCGGGGACCCAGUCCCCGUGCCCCACCUGCGGCCCGCCCUGUCCGUCACGCCCGCCGACUACGCCGAGCGGCCGCCCGAGGUGCCGCGGCGGCGCGAGAGCAUGGCCCCCGUCCCGCCCAAGCCGGAGGUGCCCCUGCACCUGCACAGCACCAGAAACCAGGGCCACAAGCAGGGCGCCGUGCAGCAGCAGAUCCCCACCAAGCUGGCGGUCAACACGCGCAAGGAGAAGGGCGGCAAGAAGAGCUCCCAGCGCACCGAGAGCUCCGCCUCCCUGGACUUCAGGCAGAUGCUGCCGAUGAAGCUGUCCGGCAAAGAGGAUGGGAGUCUGAGAGGGAGGAGGUCAGUCAGUCCUCACCAACCGUACCAGCCAGACCCUGUGCCUCAGCCAAACAGCUUCCCAGACCUCCCGCCCCCUCCCCUGCCUGCCCACUCCCCCAGCUUCCGAAAGAACAGCGGCCCAGCCCCGCCCUACAAGGUCGCGGAGGAAGUCGCCAAGGAGGACGUCAUCUUUUUCUGACCCCCGGCGGCCUCCCCCGCCCCGCCUCAGCCCUGCCACACUGCACCAUGGGAAACGGAGGCAGAGGGAGCCAGCAGCGGUCAGCAGGGGCCGCCCUGACAGUGUCACGUAACACUGUGGUUCUGAGAACAACGUUCCAGCGAACUGAUGCCUUUUCUCUCAGCAAAAGAACACUGGCAUGGUUUAUUUUUAUUAUUAUUACCUUUUUUUUAAAGUUUAUUUUUCCAAGAAUGUAUUUUUAUGAUACCAUUGCUGUUCCCAUGGUGACGAGGCCAAUUACUGUGUUUUAAAUAAUCGUUUUCCCUCACAGGGAAAGGGAGCAGAAAGAAAGAAAUGACUUCCCCAAGUGAGAAAGGGUUGCUUUGUCUUACCCACUGCUCUCUGAAAGGUACUGCCUCCAGCAUCUGGACAGAGGCCUUGCAGAGGUAACCCUGCUGAGUGGUACAGGAGGGGAGCAUUUGGAGAGAGCGCCCCCUGUCUGAGGACCAAAGAGGUACGACAGAUGCAUUAAUCCCACUUCAGCAGAGUUCCAUCAAUUUUUGCACACUGUAAAUACAUCAGCAAGCAACCAGGCACGGGCAGCAAAGCAAGGAAAGCUGUAUCUUUUAAGGCAUGGCUGUGCCAUUUGUUUUAUGUUUUAAUAAGGAAUUUAAAAUAAAAUACACCAGUUUAUGUACUUGACGAAUGUGCUUUCAGGACUUUACUUGUAAAUUUUUUAAUUAACUGUACUUUAGAUAAUAGCAUCCUCAUUCAUGAGAUUCCCUGAUUUUAAGCCUUUUUCUGGAAUUAAGUGGUUUCUGGGUACGCUGCAGAUAAACUUUUCCAGGUGCCUCUCUUCAGUCUUAAUUCAUGCUCGAGGUGUUUCUAGAUACUUUCUGCAUGGAUCAUUUUCAUUUCACAGGAAGCACCUCAGUCCGCCUGUACUGGUGUAGAUUUCCAAGCAGACGCAAGUAUCUUAGUUUGUGUAAAAAAAGGUUUUCAAAAUGUAUACAUGUACAUUAUAAUGUGCUUUCGUAAAAAAUAACAUAUGCUUGCCUCAACAUAAUGAUACACAAAUCCUGAGAGUCCAAACUACUGUAGAACCCAAAUCAAAACUAGUGUAGCGAGGAUGGUGACUGCCACAGCAUUAAUAACUAUCAGCCAUUUGAUUUUUUUUUUUAUUGUUUUGUACCAUUAAACCACUGUUGUUUUUGACCAGUAUCUCAACUGGUAUAAUACUGUGUGCCAUUGACUCCAAAUUUUAUUUUGUACAUAUUGUGUAUAUGUGUAUAUAUAUAUGUAUAUUAUAGUGUAUAUGGUUAUGAAGCUCAUUGUUUGUAGAGUGUACGGUGGUUGCCAGCGCUGGCCAACCCCAGCAGGAGAUGCAGUCUCAACAGAUUGGGGUUGCCAGGUGAAGGGUAGCAGUGGGGAAACGAGGCUUUGUGAACUCCCAAACUGGCAGUGACAGCUUCAAAGGUGUUAGCGAUUGCCUGGUAACUCAUGAAACCUCACUCUCCCUCACUCUACGCCAUCUGCUAGAUCUGGAAGAUCGUUGUACAUAUUGCCAGGGACUCUUCCUGCUGAGGACUGUCCCCUAGAUCCCAUCGAACCUGCCAAGUCACGGUUGUGUUAGCGAUGCUGGGAAAAAACCCCAAAUCCCCUCAGACCAAACCCGAGCCAUAUAAUAUUAAAGUCAGGUAGUCCUCCACACAGGUUGAUGGUUUGCUUUGAAUCCACAUUGUAAUGUGACUCUGGAAUAAUACUGUAAAUUUAAAUUGACCAGCUCUUUCCCUGGAGAUGACUUGACAGGUUUGGUUGAAUCCAGGGCUUCAUUAUGGUGGAGGAAUGGUAUAUCCUAACAGGGCUGUCUUCACUGGAGCAUAUAGGUCUCUCCACUUCCCUGCCUCUGUGGCAUCUGUAUAAACUACUGUACAAGACUACCAUAAUGAUCAUAAUAUUGAGAGAUUUAAGAUGUAUAUACCUCCAUUUUGUUGAUUAUUUAUUUUCUCAAUGAUUGGGUCUUGAUGUGUGUUUGAUUAUGCUGGAUUAAAGAGUUGCUCUUGGUGUUCUUCUGUCACCUGGAAUUGUUGGUGAAUAUUUACAAAAAACACAAAAACUGGCAUUCAUGCUUUUUUUUGGGUAUGUGACCAUUUUGAAAUGACCACUUGUAUGUGUGAACCUGCAACCAGGUUUUGUAAUGUUCUUACUGUGCGUGCUUCAGGAAUCUAGUUGGUUAACCAAAGAGACAUUUACUGAACAGUGCAUUUGGAAAGUCUCUGUUUUUUUUUUUGUUUUUUUUUUUAGGGGGCUUGGUCCUCUCGUCAUUCUCCACACGCAAAACUCAUUGGGAUACUGGCCUCUUGGCUGGUGUAAAUAAUGAAAAGAUGAUGGAUCAUAAAUGGUGGGAGGCUGUAGCAGAAUGAUAGUUUGAAUCUGUUUCAGAGCCCCCCCCCCCCCCCAAUGUACCACCGUCCUAUGGUCCGUCCCUCAUCUGAACUGCCAAGCACUUUAAUUUCUGGAUGAUCGACAAGCUUCAGUCAUCCAACCCCUUGAAACCACAGACAUUCACACCUUAAGAGCACCUGCCGGAAAAGGAAAAAAAAAUUAUGGCUGCUUGCUUGAAGCUGUGCCCUUGCCUUUUAAAGAAACAUUGUCACAUGUACAUAAAGGAGGAUGUGAUGUGAAAUAUGCAUGUUAUUAUUUUUACCUUUAAAUAUUUCUUUUUCCUUUUUGUUGGGUGCUUUAUGUACAAACAUUUGGGACAGCUCAAGCUGAAAGAAAUGGAGAGCUUUCCAUGUACUGCCUACCACGCUGUAGCCAUUUUCAGACAGCAGGAUAAUUGCUUGUGGGCCUUGUGCACCCGUUUGACAGGUGUUUCAUGAAAUCUGUAGCAUAACCAACAGUGAUUUCUAAAAUGUUUUUAACCAGAUUUUAUCAAUUUCAAGACAUGCAAACCUGGGAUCAAACAUGCCUGAUACUUAUUUAGUAAAGUGUUUACAGUAAAGUAAUCAAGGUGGUGACUGUUUUUGUCUAUAUUCACAUUGUGUGCUGCCUACAGUAAGAAGCAGAGCUAUGAAGAGGAUUCAUACAGUGUUGUGGAUGGUAGUCAUGAUCAUACCACCAGUCAUUGCCUAAUUAAAGAUCAAAGAUAAGGAGAGUUUUAAAUAACAUUUAACAGCCCUGAAUUAGACUUUUUAUUCCACCCCUUUUUUGAGGCACAAUGAUUUUAAAACAUGCUCAGUUGCAACAGUGGUGCCUUUGACACUCCCUGCUAAUGGAUCUGUCACAUGAGAGGUCUGAACUGCUGAGUGACGUUGGCGGUGACUAAUGCUUCAUGGUGCCAGGAUCUUCUGCUUCAGUUCUGAAUGUGAAAGGGCUAGUGUAUGGGUGAAGAUCUAGUCACAGUGUGGUUUUAAACAGUUACAACAGCCAGUAGUCAUAACUAUCUAGAUGCCUGUGUCCACCUCCCUUUUUUUUGUUUCAUUUUAGUUUUCAGAUUAGUGCUCAGGUACUCGUAACAACACUGUCAUGAGCUCCAGCUUAACCCAAAGGUGAGUACAUUUAGGAAGAACUGUUCACCGGUGACCCUGGUUUGAACUGCCAUAUCCAUUAGCCCUCCAAAAUGGGGUUAGGGCAAUUCAGCCUCUUAGAGGAGAGUGUUUCAUCUCCUGUUUUUGACACUCGCAAGCCUCUGUUGGCUGAGGUACAGUAAGUUCUUUGUCCUAAAUCUGAGUCGGUCUCUUGAGGAAAUUUCUCAAGGGAUGGAAAAGAAAGUCCUCCCAUCUGUGCUGUACCAAUCCAGUUGAAUUUGUGGGGAAAUAUCUGUGACAGUUUUUUGACUCCUUAGCUGUGAUGUCAGUACACACCCUGGCCAGUUAACCUAAUUUGUAUUAAGAUAUGCGCCGGGCAAGUUGUCAAACUCAGGAUUGGGAAUCGCACUCCCCUCUCUCUGCCACACUAUUUAUUCAAAAACAAUGGUGGGCUUGUUUUUUUUUUUUUCUUCCUGAGUUUGAAUGGUAUGCCUCAGCGCUGAUGUUUGACACAUGGGAGAUGUUGAAUUGGCAGAAAUGUAUACUGUGUACACAGUGCAAUCUUCAGGGGGGCCUGAAAAUCCAUGUAUGCACAUGUAUUUUUAAAAUAUUGUCUCUCAGAAGUAUACAUCCGCAUCUGUGUUCAUGGAAAAUCGCCAACCAUAUUGCUGUUCAGUAAUAUGUCCAUAUGCAAGGAUGUGGA
Molecule: messenger RNA, 8270 nt
Organism: Megalops cyprinoides (Indo-Pacific tarpon)
Lineage: Eukaryota; Metazoa; Chordata; Actinopteri; Elopiformes; Megalopidae
Product: rho guanine nucleotide exchange factor 18-like
Exons: 29
Coding region: 30-4058 (1342 amino acids)
Molecular function (GO): guanyl-nucleotide exchange factor activity
Source: RefSeq, a predicted model, not a curated record